Molecule: messenger RNA, 651 nt
Organism: Symphalangus syndactylus (siamang)
Lineage: Eukaryota; Metazoa; Chordata; Mammalia; Primates; Hylobatidae
Gene: LITAFD
Product: LITAF domain containing
Biological process (GO): regulation of cytokine production
Cellular component (GO): cytoplasmic side of lysosomal membrane; nucleus; cytoplasmic side of late endosome membrane
Molecular function (GO): zinc ion binding
Source: RefSeq, a predicted model, not a curated record
CGAGCCUCCUCAUGAGAAUUUCUGGAAAUAAGCACAUGAGCGCUCAGAGCUCGGAACGCGGUGCUGCCCAGGCACUGUUGCUGGACAGAGGGGGCCACGGAACCCAAUAGAGACCAUUGGGCAGUGGGGCCUUCAACGUGCUGUACUCACUCCUACAGUGUUGCAAAGAAGUCGCCAAAUGAGACAAACGACUCCCCCACAUCAGAUCCGCAUCCUGCUGGUCCCCCUCCUCCCUAUGGUCCUCCUCCCUGGACGUACUUUGAAGGCGUAGGUGAGCACCGACAGCCCGUGGGAAGUGAGAAGCCACAGGGGGCCUGGCCAGGGGGGUCCCACCUGCUUCCCGCUUCCCAGUCCCAGAGCUGUAUGCCGGCAUGCCUGUGGUGGGGACGUCCAUGCCGGUGCAGGCCAUGUGUCCCUACUGUGGAAACCGCAUCAUCACAGUGACCUCCUUUGUCCCGGGUGCCCUCACCUGGCUGCUGUGUACCACCCUCUUCGUGUUCGGGUGCGUCCUGGGCUGCUGCUUCCUCCCAUUCUGCAUAAGGAGCCUAAUGGACGUGAAGCACUCGUGUCCCGUGUGCCAGCACGAGCUCUUCUACUACCACCGCCUGUGAGCCCCCAAGAAAUAAAUGCCAGGGGUGCCACCUGGGCACA